Molecule: messenger RNA, 300 nt
Organism: Oryctolagus cuniculus (rabbit)
Lineage: Eukaryota; Metazoa; Chordata; Mammalia; Lagomorpha; Leporidae
Source: RefSeq, a predicted model, not a curated record
AUGAAGCUGCUGGUGCCUCUCCUGCUGGUCGCUCUGGCCCUUGGCUGCUAUGAGGCUGAUGCAGCAGCGUGUCCAGCCUUUGUUGCUGACAGCACAGCCUGUUUACUGGCCACAAAAUCUGCUUUUCGGCUAGCUUUAGCAAAAUACAAUGCACCUCCUGAAGCUGUUGAGGCAAAAAUGCAAUUGAAGGAAUGCACGGAUAAGAUCGCCUUAGAAAAAAGACAGCUCAUGGCAGCAGUGCUGGUAAUUUCAUUCUCCUUUAUGCAUAGAGAUCCUGUUUGGUCACAACACAAGGCAUGA